AUGAACAGGCAUGUUGUGCGCCUACUCGUCGACGGAAAACUGAUCGAGAAAAAAAACAUCGACACGCAAAUAAUCCAGCGCAACUUAGAGCAUGUCAUCCUACAUUUUGAUCAGUACAGUCAAGAAACGGGCAUCUCUGCAUUGCUCAAAAAAAUCAUUCCCUAUACAAAAAAUACUUCCCUGGGGAGUGUCCCCUUGAAAUAUUUAUAUUCCCAUGUUGUUGAGCCGCUACUAAACGAGGGAAACAUCGACCCAGAAUGCUUACCAAAUCUUGUUCAUACAUUUAAAAGAGGUGAAGACUGUAACGACGUGGUGAAAAAAUUGAAUGAUUACAUCACCUGUUCCAUUCGGCGUGGAAAAAUAUCUCUGCAGAAUGACGCACACAACUGGGUCAGUGUUGUGCAGGUAUUUUCUGCUAAAUGGAGAUGCAUCAAUUUUAUGCCCCUGCUGAGGCACCUUCUGGUGAAGGGCACCUUUGCACAGUCGUGCGGCGGUGGUACACACCACACUGAGAUGAGUGAACCCCGCAACGUGGAAGCACCUAUCCCAAAUGAAAUACAAAUUCAACACAGCGAACUCGAUCACUGCGAAGCGUUCCAUCCCAUUUCUUCCCAUCAUCUGCGCUACGCAACGUUGGAAAGCCUCCCCCCCAGGACUUUCUGCACACUGCUGAACGUGCUGUCUAAAGUUAAAAUGCAGAACAGACCAGAUCCCAUCUUCACAUCCUUUCUCCGUGAAAAAACGAUCCAAAUGCUUCCCUACAUGAGCAACAUAGACUUGUGCCAGCUCGCUGAAGCCCUACCACAACUGCUAUGUGUGGAUAGGGAAAUUGUUUCCACACUGAUAGAACCUGAAGUGCUCAAAAGGGUAACCUCCUUUGACGUUUUGCAGUUGUCCAUGAUCUUUCAUUCUCUCUCCAAAUAUUGGAAGGACUUAAAAAAGAAACAACUUUUCUCCGUACUCUUCAUGCGGAAGAUAAAAAAAUAUUUGGAACUAUAUUCAUUACGCAGUCAGGAGGAGAAAUAUAUCCUGCACAGUCCGAACAAGAAUACGCUGAUCGAAAUAGUGCCCAUGUUUUUUUUGGCUUAUGUGAAGAACACACACUACAUCUUCCCGUACUAUUCUUCCUUUUCCAAUUUCGUCCUUCUGCAGUUUUCGAUUUUGUCCAAGUGGCUGCAUCGCUCUCCUCUCUUUGAAGGAAAUUACCAAAGUGGGAUACCAAAUCAGCAGGUGGAGCGACUCUCCCUGAAUAGGUAUCACCACCCGCAGUUAGCAGACAACGGAGGAAGCCAUUCUCCUCCUUACUUACGCCACACCAACCAAACGUUAUCCAAUUUGCUGUACGCUUUUAUUGGCUACCUUUACAACAUUAGCACACUGCAGUACAAGGGGGAACAAAGCAGAUCAUUCACCAGGCACCUCCAUUUAACACUGGACAACAUUUAUCAGCUCCUCUCCCACUUCAUCCUUUUUUAUCAUCACAGGGAAGUGGUCACAAAUGGGACGCAGUUCAUUCUGCCAGUGCACAAAUCCCAGCUUCUAAUCUUUUUGUACACCUACUGGGGUUUCCUACUCGAUUUGCACUCCCGCGUGGAUUAUUCCACAAGGGUGAAAAAAAAAAACAAUGUAGCCUUAACCGUUCAGGCAAAACGGCACGAAAAAGAAAAUACCAGGCUCACCGCUGACUCAUUCUUUUUCAUCAAAUUGGAGAACGUGAAGAAGCUAAGUUUUCUCCUUGAACUUUUGGACGACAUUAACCUAAACGCCUUGAUGAAAGAAACCUUACAUCAAAAGAACAAAUACGUCAGUCAUAUUUAUUCACAGAUACUCAAUGUGGCUAACAACUCGGUAGGAGUUCACCACCGGGCAGCUCUACACUUCAGCAGACGAGUGGUGGGGCCAUACACAACUUCUGAACUGUGCAGGUGA
Molecule: messenger RNA, 1929 nt
Organism: Plasmodium inui San Antonio 1
Lineage: Eukaryota; Apicomplexa; Aconoidasida; Haemosporida; Plasmodiidae
Exons: 1
Coding region: 1-1929 (642 amino acids)
Source: RefSeq, a predicted model, not a curated record